CUGGGGGGAAAGCGGAGAGGAUCUGGUAAAGGGAUUAGAUUUCGCUUCUCUCUCAUCAAUUUUAUGGUUAAUGUCAAGCGGCUCCAUUGUGGGAGAAGAGGCACGUCAGCCAGCCAUAAAUUUGUGUGCGGAGUGGCAGCGCAGAGCGCAUCUGUUUGACCGAGUUCAUUCCCUCUGAUACUGCAUGGAGACAGGUAGAAUCCUGUUUGCACACCAUCCAUCCAUCCAUCAGCGAAACAGAGUCAACCCGGGACAAAAUACAAAGCGACCAGCUAUUUACAACGGAAACGUUUUCCAUCUGCCGCCUGCGUCCUGUCGAGCAAAGCAGACUCGGCUAGCUGAACAGCCCAACACUCAGAUGAGCUCGGAUCCGCCUGAUUCCCUCCCGGAGACCUGCCUGGCUUUGUGGAUCUGUACAUUGGGGUGAUCUCGGGGUCCGUUAUGGACGGCAGGGAAUUCGCUGCACCUCCCCACCUCCUCUCUCAUGCGCUCGGCGUGGAGGCGGCCAGGGAGCGAGACGCCCUGUCGCACCGAGCCGUCGGACGGAUCGCCUCGAGCGGCCACAGCACCGCACCGCAUCCGGCCCAAUUCCAGCCUGCAAAAUACUUUCCCUCUCCCCUCCCCAUGGCUACACAUUCAGGCAACUCACUGAUGGGGAACUCAUCAGCCACAUUCAUGGGAAGUUUCCUAGCCAGCAGUUUGGGAUCAGCACCUGCUCAUCCUGCGGGACCUACAUCUUCCCCCUCGGAGCCUGCCUUCCGAAGUCCGCACUCCGCAACAUCGCAGAUCUGGUUUUCCCACUCCCACGAAGUCCCAGGAUAUUCCAGGUUUUCAAGCAGUUUGGCCUCCACUUUCCUUCCCAUGAGCCACCUGGAUCAUCACAGUAACAGCAACAGCGUACUUUAUGGUCAGCACAGGUUCUACGAUACACAAAAAGAUGGUUUCUAUCUGAGGAAUUUACCCGGGCAGCCAACCUUGCUCUCAACCAAUCACAGUUUUCCUUCCAUUUCCCGAGCGGCACCCAGCCAUCCCAUUGGUUCCUGCAGCCGAGACAGAGAGAUGAGCCAUUCCCACAAAACGAUCAAGGAAACUGACAGACUCCUAACUGCGAAGGAACCUAAUAAGGAAAGAAUGAGUAAGAGUGAAGCCAAUUCAAUGAACAGUCAAAGGACACACAAGGAGAGACAUUCAGAAGAAGAUGGAAAAGACAGGCAUAAAAUCGUGCUGCCCCUGAUGCCAGACGUUAGAUGCAAAGACGACAUAACAAAUAUGCAUAAUAGCAUGUGUGAAAACAGAAAUAAACACUUAAAUAGCUGUUUAACAAACUCCAAAGUUAUGAAUGGAGAUUCCAAUAAGACUUUAUUAGCAAGCUGCACUAAUAUUGGUGGGAUUUUACCGAGGCAAAUGGACAUUCAUACCCCAGGCAGGUGUACCAAAGAGAGCUUAAGGUUUGAAAGGGAUUUCCGAGAAAAUGGUCCCUCUGGUCCAAUGCAUGUUGAGUGCUCGGACAGUUGGCAAACUCCACACCAUUCUGUUGCGUACUCUGUUCCUUCUUCUCUGUCCAACAUUCCUUCAUCAUCUAGCACAGCCUCUGGAACAUUCCCCUGUUUGCAGGUUCAUUCCAACUUAGACCUUUUUUACCCUCCUCAAGAUAAGGCCGGCAGGGAGCUCAAGGUCACUGGGCCUACGUACGUGCCUUCAGUGGGACACUUCAGUGACAAAAGUCGACUGUUUCAAGUCACUGCAGAAAACUGCAAGGUCAACAGGAACAUAGGGAAGGAGAAGACACACGACAAAAGCACAGAGAGGUCUGAUAUUGGGACAGUUCCUAACUCGCACACAUCUCUGAAGCUAGAUGGGAAAGGAAUGGAUUGGCCCCACAAUUCAGCCAUAAAAUCCAAACAACAGUGUGGUAGCAGCACUGGUGCACAGAUGGUGAUGCCCUUCACACCUCAGGCAGCCAAGGGCCCCUCAGGGAAAGGUAGCACUUAUGUUAUGCCACAGUCUCAGGAUUGUUUCUGUUCGAAGGAGCUGGAGACAUGCUGUGCCAAACUCACCCAUUCCAGUUACAUGCUGGAUCGGGAACAUGGCAGUGAUGCACAUGAGAAAGCUUCUAAAGACUCACAGGGGCAAAAAGUGGCCAGGAUACGGCACCAGCACCAUAAGCUUCCUGAGGUGGAGCACAUAGGAAGUAGUUCAGAGAUGAAGAGAAGGCCACCGGAGCUCAGUUGUAUGAGCUACAAUGGAUCUCACAUACCGUCAUGGCAGAGCCCUCAGAUUCCAUUGGGUGAAGAAAGGAAAAACUCCUAUCUUGACCCCUUUAGUUCAAGUUUACAGCAGGCGGCAAUGUUGUCACAAGGGUCUGUGCUAAACCAAGACAUGUUAGGUCAAACCGACGAAGUCUCGGCCAUGAAGAGUUUACUAAAAUACAGCAGCUCUUUUCCCCCCGGCACGCAGGCUUUGAUUGUUGGGCAGAAGACCCCUUUCGGAGGUCUGGGAAACAUUCGGGCCAGCUGUGUCCAUCAGGAGAUUAAAUUCCAAAGUGGGAAAUCAAACCUAGAUUUGGAGCGUCCAGACUGUGCCAAAGGAAGGGAAAGUGAGUCAUCUCAGGGCGAUGGAGAGGUACGGCAGCCGCCAGUUGGGAUCGCAGUAGCAGUUGCAAGACAAAAAGACAACCAGAACAAGCAUGAACUGCCUUGUAGUGCUGAGUCCAGCAGACAACACAGGCAUAUUCCCGGUUUAAAAGGAUCAUCGCGCUCCGCCUACGUCAUAGACCUGGAAGCAGAGGAAGAAAACAAUCAUUUCCGUGAGGAAAGAAUGGGGCUGUCACGUUUGGACAGGGAAAGGGACCACUUACUUCGAGAAAACAAGGAACUUGUGGAGUUUGCACGAAUCCGUCCAUCUAGUGGUUGUCCUGGAGAUCUAAAUCCAAACCUGAUGGUCACUGGAGGGUCAUCUUUACAAGCCAACCAACUAGGAACUGAUCCCAAUGCACAUCCUCACCUUACGCCUCCACAUUGGCUUCCAAGGACAGGCAGCCCCUCCGUGUGGAUGGGUGGGCAUUCAUACGGAAUCGGUCACCCAGCUCUGCAUUCAAAUCUACCACCUGGAUUCCCAGCAUCGAUGCCAAGUGCCAUGCAGACAGUAUUCCCACUUUCCCAAGAUCCCUCAGCCCAGCUUGUUAUCCUUCCCACCGAGCCACCAGCACCACACCCAACUCCUCAUCAUCUCGCUGAAGUGAUGGAUCCUGCGCAUUCUCUUUGGCCACCUAUUUAUCCAGCGCGAGCGCCCACUUCACAUAUGCAGCAUCCAGGACAGCUUUCAGUAUACCCUCGCUCCCAGCUUCUGCGGCAGCAGGAACUCUACAUGUUGCAGCAACAGCAUCAGCAGCAUCAGCAGCAUCAGCAUCAGCAGCAGCAACAGCAACGGGCACAAGCACUUGAACUCCAACGGCACUCACAACUAGUGGAUCAUCGGAAAGCAGAGGAACGCCGGAUAGAAGCAGAAGAACAUACUCUAGAGAGGAAUAGGAGAUCAAAUAAAACAGUUGCCUUAAACUCUCCCAAGAGUCUUUCUUCACCUGUCAUACUGCCAUCUGGCAUGUGUUCUGCCAAACUUUCACCUUGCAACCAUUCUCCUUCUCUUGGACCCAAAUCAGGCUGUCCCACCCCCCAGCCCACUGCUGUAUGUCCUUUACCUUCUUGCCCUUCUUCGGAUCCUGCCAUUGCCCCACAAUCCUCAGCAGUCAGCCCUCCUCCUUCCCAGAAUUCCACAGAAAAUCAAGCAGCUGAAAAGAGAGUGGAAAGACAGCCACCUCAACAUUAUCCAGAAAACUUUGAGCCAGAUUUCCCGCCUGGUUAUACAUACACAGCCGUCGCCAUGGGCUACAGCUCCCCUACUCCACUUGUGCACUCUGCUGAUCCUGCGGACCCCGAAACUAUGCAACCCGUCACCACGGCGGCUGAACCAGAGCAGUCCAGAACCUUUACGCCUGGUGCGAAAAUUCACUGUGAUACUCAGUCCAACAUGGUGGAGGAGGCAAACCUCACUGACAAACGGAUCGCAACCAACGACCUGGAUGUUGUAGAGCAAAACACACACAAGGUUCUCUGCACCUCAGAAGGAAAGGAGACAGUAAAUGCAAUGCUAGCAGAGAAUUCAACUGUGGAGCAACUUGAGUCAUCUAUGAAAGAAAACAUGGAAUGCUCAAGGCAUUUGAUUGCUUCUCAGGGAAUUGUCACUGAUGGAGGACUUGCAGGAGAAGAGGGAGGACAAGAGAUUUCAGUGACUAAGUCACCUCGCACAACCAGUGAAUCCACAACUUUAACCAAUGAAACAUUGGAUGUAAGGAACUCUGAUCACUUGGGUUCAGUAGCUGAAACUGACUUAAACCAGGAAUGCAAAAUUGUUGAAGAAGCCAAACAGUUGAAUCGAGAUGAGGAUUCAGAAAUUCGCCAUGAUGCCUCAGAGAGGGAUGAAGUGUUCAAGUGGCGGUUGGACUGCAUAGCAGGGAUGAAUGCCCUGGUGGCAGCUGGCCUCAGCAUGGGAGAGCUCUUUGUUUUAGAGCCUGAGGUUCCCAGUGCCCCCAUAGCACCUUCACACCCUACAACCUCAACCUAUUACCCCUGCUCAGGGAUGCAUGGAAUCGCUCUGCUGAGUGAACUGGCUGAACUCGAACAGCAGCAACAAAACUGUGAUGGCACCAGUCAAGGGGAGGACGAGGCUAUGCUUACUCACGAUCUCCAAAGCCUUGCGACUAUUGCUGCUGCCCGCUCAUUGGUGGAAGCAGUGCCCCUCGAAGUGGGUGACCCCCAUAUUGACACAGGGUCAAGCAGAUCCUACAUAGUGCGAAUCCCACGGGUGCUGAAUUUACGGAGGAAGUACUCAUGGAGUCCAAAGGCAGAGACGGUUUGUCCUCUAAAGGCUGCAAUUGAUGGAAUGGACACACAGGAGCUGGAGAUGAGAAUGAGGCUUGCUGAACUACAGCGUCGCUACAAGGAAAAGCAAAGAGAACUGGCCAAACUUCAAAGGAGACAUGAUCACGAGAGAGAUGAAAACUCAAGAAGCCCAGCAAGGCGAGGACCUGGGCGACCAAGGAAACGCAAACAUCUUUCCACUGUCCUGUCAUCGCUCGGACAGCUUAGUGAACUGGAAAAAUGUGACAGCAAGAAAGCAAAAUCCAUCAGGACAGGCCUGAGCCUCCUCUGUGAGGAACUGAGGAACGAAGGGGAGCCCAAGAAGAAGAAGUGCAAACUUCCUGGGAGGGAGAGCAAGGAACAGGAAUAUGGCGGCAAUAAGACUGGGUCAGAGAUUAAACCAAGGGCCAAAAAGGACACCCCUCAAGCCAGCCUCACGUCUAAAUUGGGAAAGUACAGCUCAAGGCCAAAGCAAAAAGUACUGGGCAAAGCUGCAAGUAAAUCACACACGACGGCCAUCCUGAAAUCAGCCAACACCAGUCCUUUUAGGGGGAAAACAUCAGCCCUGCCUGGCAAGAUUCAGAAGCGACUGGGAAAAGCAAAGACUGCCUCAAUACCACACAGCCAGGAUAGAGCAAAACAUAUUGCAGCAACUUCUGAAAAGGCCUUGAAAAUGGAAUCGGGAGAAGAAGAUGGUUUAUCGAGUAGUAAAGCUACUUUUUCAAAAAACAAAGCGGCUCAGAAGGCUAACUCUGUCAUUAAAAAGAAACCCGGUAUUCAACAAAAAAGGAGGGCUGUUGGAGUCAAAGUACAGAAAGCCAGCAAUAAGAAACAGAAGCAGGAAGCUCAGCCAACGGUGAAUGAAAAGGAAUGGAUGUCCACAGAGAGUGAUGGUUUCUCUUCAGAUGCUGAUAUGAGUGAGCAUGACAACAACUAUAAUAGUGCUGAUGGCAGUGAUGUCAUCACUGAACUGCCAAUCAAAGACUCCAACCUGGGGUUGCGCACAGAAUACUCGACAACACUCGCUGCAACCGACAUUGGCCCAUCACCUUCCUCUGUCGUGAAGCUGGAAGCCAACCAGAAAGCAAAGAAGAAAAAGGAAAGGCAAGGCCUUCUGGGAACUCUCGGAUUUUCCAGUGCAGAUGGAGAUGUGAAGAUUAAAAAGCGCCCUGUCAAGCAUGGCCUGGAAUCUAGCAAUGCAGUGAAAAAGACUGAGAAGCUGCCGGCCAUUAAGAAAAAAGCGCUGAGGGCAGGAGAAAAGAAUAAAAAGCUGAAGAACGCUAAGGGGGGAACAGAGGUGACAAUUUGGCACCGUUUUGAAUCUGACCUACGGCCCCUGCUGCACAAUGAGAGAUUAAUUCCCAGUGAUCCUUCCGUACCCACAAAACUGGCAUCCAGAAGGCAGGCCAAGAAAGGCUCUGCCAACAGGUGUAAAAACAUCACCAGAAAAAGCAAAGUACUGCAAGCAACUUUCAAGAAAUCAAGUGGACUGUGCCUUUUACAAAAAGGAGCCAAUCCAACUGACUAUAAUCGGAAUAGGCUGAACAAACUAAAGAGCAAACUGCCAGUGAAAGAGUCAAAGGGACGAGCUGUCAGUAAACUAUUGGAAAGCUUUGCUGCCGAGGAUGAUUUUGCAUUUGAUGAAGACAGCAGCUUUUCUGAGGAAGACGAGAAUGCCAGUGUGAGCUGCUCAGCGGAAUUGUGCGUCCCUCAAUCCUGUGCCAUCAGUAAGGAAGAUCUCAAAGAAGGACUUCACAUUCUUAUACCAAAGGAAGACAAACUACUGUACGCAGGAUGUGUCAAAAUUCUACAGUCACCUGAUAUCUACAGUGUUGUGAUUGAAGGGGAAAGAGGAAACCGACAGAGAAUCUACUCCCUGGAGCAACUGCUCCAGGAAGCGGUACUUGAUGUCAGACCACCGUCAACACAGUUCCUGCCACCAGCUACCAGAGUGUGUGCUUAUUGGAGUCAGAAAUCACGCUGCCUGUACCCAGGAACCAUCAUCCAAACAGGCAGUACCAGUGAGGAGGAAGAAGAGAAGAAUGGAGAUGAUUGUGUCACAGUGGAGUUUGACGAUGGUGACGUGGGACGAAUUUCUCUGUCAAAUAUCCGUCUCCUCCCUCCGGAUUAUAAAAUCCAGUGUACAGAACCUUCCCCUGCAUUGCUGGUAUCCAAUGGGAGACUUCGAGUUAGGAGAUUGCCCAGUGAAAAGCGAGAAGGUGCAGAAAGCAGCCAGAACCAUACACUGGAUGGAAAAAAUUCGUCAGAAUUGAGCAAAAACUCUGGCAAAAAGGCUUCAGUAAAAGGGAAAGCUGGAAAAGGAGUUUUAAACUCUGAGGUAUCAACGCUGUUGAAAGCAGGACAUAUGCUCAGUAAGAAGACCGAUGCACUGAUAAAUUGGCCAGGAAUCGUCCAGACAAAGAAAAGGAACUCCAAUAAGAGCACCGCUGCUUUAGGAAACCUAUUUCAGUUAAACGGAAGUGCAAAGAGGAUAAAGGGUAAAGAGCGGUUCCUUCCAGUUCAAGGCCUUCCACCCCCAGUAUUCAGUGGUGGUUUCGAAGUCGACUCCUUCAGCAGCAUCGCCAACACCUUUGCAGCCUUUGGAAGCAGCUCAAGUCUCGCACCAAACUCUAAGGCCCUAAAGUACAGAAGGGUGGAAAAAAUGGACAUAUCAGUUCCAAAAAGUGGGAAGAGAAAAGCAGGGACGGAAUACCUCGUGAAAUUAGAUCAUGAAGGUGUGACAUCUCCGAAAACAAAAAACGGAAAAGCCUUGCUGAUGGGCGAGAAGGAAUUUGGAGGGAAAGUUGCUGCUGGCUACUCCCAGCUAAGCAAAGAGCGAAAUGGAAGGAUAGAACUUCUAAAAGGAAAGCACGCUCAACUUCAAAACCUUCCUAUGAGCUUAGCAAUGAAUGAGUACACUGGUCAAUCAGAGUUUGGCAUGGAUUGUGACAGUGACAGCCAUAGUUCGUACUCUGAUGACGAGGAUGAAAAUAGAAACUUGCAACAGAGUGUCACUUCGAGAUUUAUGUCUAGGCUGUCUGUCUCUUCUUCAUCUUCUGCAUCUUCAUCAUCUUCAACAUCUGGUUCUACCUCCACUUCCAGUUUGUGUUCAUCAGACAAUGAUGACUCAUCAUACAGCUCUGAUGAUGACUCAGCGGUCUUGCUUCAAACUUGUAUGACGCACCCUGUGCCUGCAAUGCUGACCCCCUCAGAUCCACGACAGACAGAGCCAAAAAUGUCAUCGCCCUCCUUUUCAGUCAAGUCAGUGAUGCCUGCUAAUAAGAUCAAAUUAAAGAGACAGGAAGAAUUCCGACUUCAAAAGGCCAAGGAGCUGUCAAAGAGACAGAGAUUACCAUCUGUAGAAAAUCGUCCCAAAAUCUCCUCCUUUCUUCCAGCACGACAGCUCUGGAAAUGGUCUGGGAAGCCAACUCAGAGACGAGGGAUGAAAGGAAAAGCAAAGAAACUUUACUACAAAGCCAUUGUGAGGGGGAAAGAGACAAUCUGCGUUGGCGAUUGUGCUGUGUUCCUCUCCGUUGGACGUCCAAAUCUUCCGUACAUUGGCCGGAUUGAAAGCAUGUGGGAAUCAUGGGGAAGCAACAUGGUGGUUAAAGUGAAAUGGUUUUAUCAUCCUGAGGAAACAAAAUUGGGCAAAAAAUGCAAUGAUGGCAAGAAAGCAUUGUACCAGUCUUGUCAUGAAGAUGAAAACGAUGUACAGACUAUCUCCCAUAAGUGUCAGGUGGUCAGUCUGGAGCAGUAUGAACAAAUGAUAAAAACCAAGAAGUACCAUGACAGUCAGGACCUGUACUACCUGGCAGGAACCUACGACCCUACAAUAGGCAGAAUCCUCAACGCAGAUGGAGUGCCCAGUCUCUGUUAAAAACUAAUUGUAUGAAUUAAUAUAUAGCCCUGGAUUUGCACCACACUAACAGAGAUUGAGAAACCAUUCUGUUAAAAAAAAACUAACUAACCUAAUGAACUUUUCAAAUGAUGCAAGAUGGACUGGAUCUGGAAAUUUGUUAUCAAUACCUUGAGGCUCAUACCUGGUCCUGGAAUCAUUCGCAGUGAUCCCUUAACUGAUCAGCAAAAUGGUUUUUGGAUACUCAGUAAUUAAACAGCACGGUUUGUGGAGGCGUAAGAACUAAGUCUUCUGAGGAUCAGUAAUACUGGAUUAACCAAAGUGGAGCCCUUAGGGCAUCAAGUGGGCUGGAAUUUCAACGCAUGACUUCUAGGCAGCAGUGGGUCGACCAGGCUGAAUUUGCACACGAGAGAACUAGGCCGCAAAACAAUGGAGGUUUAGAGGUGAGCGCUGGGCCUCAAAGAAUCAAGGAAGCUAGAAUGGACACAUGGGAACUAGACCUUGAUGAGAGCAGGUUUCAACCGUGGGUCAAACGGCAUGGAAUUUAUUUCAGAGUGUGUGUGUGUGUGUGUGUGCGUGCGUGCGUGCGUGUGUGCGUGUGUGCAUGUAUGUGUGCGUGCAUAGAUUGGAGAAAGAAGAAAAAUGAGCAUCAUACAAGCCAUACACUCCCAGUACCUCUGUCUGCUUUCAACUUUGCAAAGCAGAAUCAGGUCUAACAUUUUGUUGUUACUUUGUCUCCUGGAGAGUUUUGUAAAAACCCGGGAUUUUUUUUUAAUGCAGUGCAUUACUCAGCUCAGCUGAGACUGCUUGUUAGCUGGAACUUCUGAAGAAGAAAAAAGAAAGGGAAAAAAAGACUUGACUUUGAAGAAGAUUGUUUUCUUAUACUAGACAGUUUGUGGCAUCAUUCUGUCAGACUAAUUCUAACCUCCUAAAUGAACCGUUGUUGAGUGAUUCACUCUGUGGAUUAAAUGUUCCCUUUUUUUAAAAAAGUGAUUGGUGAAGAGAAUUAUAAUCCCUAUUGCUGAAAAUUGUAUAGAAUUCUGCACACAUUUAGGGAAUGGUCAGCCAUGUUUGUUCCCUCUCUGUUGCACAAACGUUAAAGAGACAGUCUCCCUUUUAGUGGCUUAUGCGGGCUGUGUAUAAGAGCUUCUAAUCGAUACAAAGAGCAAUCCCACAUGAAAUAAUGUGGCUCAACACUUUGAAGAAAAUCCCCUUAUGACAUACCUGUUACCUUCUCUCUCCUGUAAACAAUGGAAAUCUGCUUACUUCAGGAAGUGGAAGAAAAUCAUGCUGAUUGGUUUACUAAAAAUAUACCAGUGAAUUGACAACAAAAUCCAUGAAGGCUGCAUCUGUUCUGCUGUACUGAUCUCAUAAAGUGUUACUGUUUUCAGGAAACAACCCUUUAAUUGAUCCAGUUUUUAAAGAUUUUUUUUAGCCCUACCUGAUAGGAAGUUCCACUAUGAGUCAUUGAAAAGAUAAACUAUUGAAAAUAAACCACAUGAAACAUAAAUGCCAGUACCAAACAAGUCUUUGGCUCCUUUAGUUCCACAUUUAAGCAAUCAUUGUGGAAGGAAGGCAAAGAGAGACAAUACGCCUUUAAAACCCAGGUGUUGUGUAAUGCAUCACCUGUUGAGUUCCAAUCUGUAAUUGUUUCAGGGGUAGCUUCUCUUUAUGUUCCCUUUUACCUCAAAGGUUUGGAAACUACAAACAGACUCCGUUACGCAUGGUGGAGAUCAUGUUUUUCUAAUUCAACUUUUGAAGGUAAUUAGAUAUGAAAAACCCAUCUGAACCUGCCAUAAACUCUUAUAUUUGAGGCAUAUAUAGACUAACUGUUGUGGAAGAGGGCUUUGCCCAAUGCAAUAGAUAGACAUAGACAAAUGCUAAUCAAACAACAGCAUUGUUAAGUUUCCUAUUAAUACGUUUAUGGCCUAAUGUAAUAACUAAGAGGGAAAAAGUAUAGCUGAACAAUGGGUAACCUAGACUUUUAUCAGGCUAAAUGUUUAUUACUUUUAAUUGCAGCUUUAUUCCAUAAUUGCAUGUUCACUGGUGCCAAAGACAGUGGUUGGGCUGUGUGUGCUCCUGUGCCUGUUUUUCUGUCUAUUCGCUUUAAUGGACAGACAAUCAUGUAUCGGGGAACAUGGAAACAGAAGACACUGACCUGGAAAUCUGUGCCAUAGACCAGCAGAAAACUGAAACCGAAACAGAUAGGGAUACAAAUAUACAGCAGGCUAAUCAGAACCUGAAAGAGAACAAAAAGCAAAUAUUUUGUGGGAAGACAGCAUAUUCGAUCAUUAGGAUCUGAUGAAGUCCCCACCUCUCCACACAUUAACCUAACUUUAUCUUUCAGGUUCUGGCUAACUUGGAGCAUUUUCUGUCUUUCAGUCUGUUCCAGACCCACUUUUAUUGGGUCUUUUUUAGGUAGUGAUUUUUGACUCUAUAGAAUGAUAGCUUCAAAAUAUUUCAACGUUUUCAGGAAAAAAUACAAACACUCAACACUAAGUAUUUAAGACGACUGUGAUUUGUGGUUUCUUCUGAUCGUUGUGAAGUAAUUGGCAAUUCUUGUAUUCGGCAUGAAAAUGGUGCUGACUGGAAAACUGCUCUCAAAAGGAAAUUGUCAAUUAUAAGUUAUUAAUUAAGUAAAUAAGCAGUGAUCCAAGAAUCCUCACAAAUCCUCAUGAUAUUAUCACUUAGAUCAGGAAAAAACUCUUGAAAAUCUGAAGCUUAUUCAUUGACUAGUGUGAGUAUUAUUCUCACUGCUUCUGUGGUUGAUUAUUUACUCUGGUGAAUUAUUAUGUAAUGGGUGCCAGCUGCAGCUACCAUUCCAGAAUUAAUUCAAUCAUCACCUCAAUCCAAUAAACAGAGCUCCUAAUGUAAGCAGAUCCUUUUCAACAGUGAAGAUGAGUUCAAGACGAGGGUCUUUGUAACUCACUUGCUCCCGUGGUGCUCGAAACAUUAAGGGUUUUCACAAGUUAUUAACACUCAAUAAAAAUGGGAUAUGCUGUACAUCCACAAGCUCAUGAUAACACUAUCUUCUCCUGCCUCCAUAGUUUUCUGUCUCCAACUGAAUUCUUCUUAAAACAUCUACUGAGCGAGGCAUGUGAGUGAUGUCGAUUGACUCACCCCCAAAUGGAGAAGCAUGAACUUUCUGGCUCCAGGACAAAUGCCUCACUUCCCCUCAGCACUUCCCCUGAUGGGAUUGGAACUCAUCAGAUGAGGAAGGACAGAGAAUUUGUGCGCGACUGCUCCCUAGACCAGCAGGUCAGAACGCACAUGCACUAGAUCACAAGGCUGCCUAUCAGCAGUAUUGUGGAUUAGUUUGAUAUUAUAUACUGUCCAUUCAUCUUUAAUACAGCCUCAGGUGCAGAACUGAAAGAACUUUGGUAGAUAUAUAAAAUAUUUGAUUUAUAAUGUCUGGUUUGAGGCAGUGACGGUCUUACACACAGUGCCUCCACUGGCAUUGAUCUAUUAUUUACCCUAUAUGUUGCUGUGGUUAACGUCGCCUCGUGACUGGUUUCAAUCAAAUCCUCAUAGGCAUUAUACUUAGAAUAAAAACUGAAGUGCACCAAAGUGGACAGUGGGUACUUUUGGGCUGAAGUAAAGCAAAGGGAUCCAAAAAGAUAUUUCACUGCUUUUAAAACCAAAGCACUUCAUGGCUGGUAUUUAGCACCAUAGAGACAAACCUAUCACCAGCAUAGUCAGAGCAGAAUGAUGAUAUGUUUGUCUUUAAAAAUUAAAACAAAGUGAAAAUUAGCACUUCAGCAUUAUGAUCAAUCAUGGAAGAAAUAGAUCCUAAAUAAAGGACAAUCAGUGCAAGGAAAUGGGUUCCCUUUAAAGCCCUUUUACCUUAUAUAAUGUAUAUUUUAGUGUUAAAACUAUUUGUCGCGUUUAAUGUGAAUUAACUGUUGUACCACUUCUUGGAAACUGCAUUCAGGGAGUGGAAAGAAAAAUCAAAGCUGUUAAGAUGGCUGAAUGUUAGAAGGUGAAUUCAUUGGUAGGAGUUUGGAAGGUCUUGUUAAACCACGAGGGAGUGCUCAGAUUGAUCUUUAAUUUGCUGCAAGCAGGCAAAUCUAUGCCACCAUAAUAAGAUCAAGUAGGAAUGGACUACUAAUAAAACAAUUUUGAAACUGCACUGUCAGCAAAAUCUAUUGUAAAACUGGAAAUAAUAGUGUGAAAGUUAAACUGUAAAGAUCAGCACUGUAGUGGUAUCGCAUUCCUAAUAUGUGAUUGCUAUAAAUCCAGUACCUGUGCUGGCACAAUAUUGCCAGCCUAUCUCUAGGAACAUGAAACUUCCCCAUGAAGAUCUUUGUGUACAUUUUGCAAUAUACCAUGGUGGCUUUAAAUAGAGGUCAAAUAAAUAUUUGUUAAUAUUGAUUUAACUUUGGAAAGGUGCUAGCUGUAGCCUUUAUUUGAGCUGUUUAUGCCGACUGCAAAAAAUAAAAACAAAACUCACAGCAUUUUAAUAAAAGAGGCAAUGUCAUCCUGUUUUGGGGUGUAGAAGUGGAAUAGUUGGAAAUGCUUAGUUCGCAUUUACACUGUUUAAUAUUGUGAUGGUUCCUCCCCCUAUUAUUUUCCACACGUGGUUUCAUGGUGAUGCUAUGGCGUAAGAAUGUUUGAAGGGAAGAGUUUGACUUGACUCCUGUUGUAGACUGGCACUACAUACUAGCUUGUUGGUAACCCUGCAUAGUUAUCGUAAAAGGGACACUGUCUCCAUGAAAACAGAUCACAACCACAGUUUACAAAAGGUGUUUAAAAGUUUGAGUUCAUGUUGUUUGUUAUUGCUUGGCAUAGGUUAUCAAUGUAGUAUUUUGUUUUGUUGCUUUGAAACACUAAUAUGUUGUAAAAAGUUUUUUUUAUAUAUAUAUAUACAGCAUAUAUUACUGCUGCAUCUCAGUUCUUGGGGAUUUUUUUCUUAAUACUUUGUUGUAAGUGUCAUGCAGAGCCUUACAUAAGCCUCAUAGUCUCCAACAAUACCAUGCUACAGAAAAUCAACUUGGCUUAGGCAUGAUCUUCCUUUUGUUUUAUAUAACAUGGCUGCCCUCCAGAAGGAUUAUUUGAGUUUGCCUGUUUAUAUAUCAAAAAAUGUAUUUAAGAUGAAUUGCAGGAUGCUUUUUUUUUAUGAGACUAAUCUUUGGCAUUUGAACUUUCACUUAGUGACCUUUUUUUGCAUUGAGAAUGGUGCAGUGUGACAUCACAAUCACAUAUUCUGUAUUUUCAAUAGGUCAACCUCAUCAAUCAACUGGGUGGUUUAGUGAAACAUGGCGGUGCGGGGUUGGCGGGGGGG
Messenger RNA from Carcharodon carcharias (great white shark), 14053 nucleotides. It is a transcript of the gene bahcc1b, whose product is annotated as BAH domain and coiled-coil containing 1b. Gene Ontology annotation, molecular function: chromatin binding. The record is from RefSeq and is a predicted model, not a curated record. Lineage: Eukaryota; Metazoa; Chordata; Chondrichthyes; Lamniformes; Lamnidae. The coding region runs from base 442 to 8793 and encodes 2783 amino acids. The transcript is spliced from 29 exons.